CUUCUACAUUUUUUACGACUGUAUUAUGAUGAAUGCAUUUUUACGACAUCAUAUGUCAAGUCGGUUUACGGCAACAUGGCAGCCUGCUGUCUCGAGCAGGUUUUCUGUAAUCUCUUACUGUAAGACUCUGAAGUUUCAUCAUGGUCACGCGGACAAACAGCGCGAUGCGGGCUUGUCGGUAACGAGGGGCUCGUGAAAAUGAUGACGACGUGUUUUCGGCGGAUUCCUAAGCCGCUGCUUCGUAAUGGAGCAAAUUUUCCUGCGCUGUCUGCGAGUGUGUGUCGGCUCGAGCCUCCAUUAUGGCGGCUGAGACACACACCUGUCACGGAAUGCACGAGGUUAACACAACCUCAGUUAAGCGGGUCGUGGCUUUUCGGACUUAAGUGGACGGAGAGCCGUGUCUCCUACUGGAGUGGGAUCCUCCCACAGGUAAGACAGACGCCCCGGAUUGCGCGAGGCUCUGUGUUCGAGUAUCGGGGAGGUCACAAUAGGUCGACGGUCAGUUUCCGGUCCCUGCUGCCCCCUAGAGCUCGAGGACUGUGCAGUGGGAAGACCGAGAAGGCGCCUCAAAACCGUGACGAAGCAGGUGUGGUACCUGGACAGGGACUGUUCAAAUUCAAAGAGCUGGUGAGUUACGAGAACCCAUGGACGAUCCCCAACCUGCUGUGUGUGUGUCGCAUUCUGCUGGCUCCGUUCCUGGGUCAUCUGAUAAUCCAGAAGAACUUUGACCUCAGUCUGGCUCUGUUUGCGCUGGCAGGAGCGACUGACUUGCUGGACGGUUUCAUCGCCAGAACGUGGCCCACUCAGAAAUCUGCUUUGGGCAGUGCUCUCGAUCCACUGGCCGACAAGAUUCUCAUCAGUAUUUUAUACAUCAGCCUCACCUACGCUGAACUCAUACCAGCUCCACUGACAGCUCUGGUGAUUUCUAGGGACAUCGGUUUAAUAGCUGCUGUCUUCUGGGUCAGAUAUAAGACUGUACCUCCACCGGUGACGCUUAGUAAGUUUUUUAACCCCUGCUAUACCACAGCGCAGCUCAAACCCACACUCUUCAGCAAGGCCAACACAGUCAUUCAGCUCCUCCUAGUCGCUGCUUCUCUUGCUGCUCCGGUCUUCCAGUACACAGACAGCCUUCUGCUGCCUUGCUUAUGGUACAUCACAGCUGUGACGACAGCAGCAUCAGGAUACAGCUACUGGCAUUACGGCCGCAAGACUGUCCAGGUGCUGAACACCAGGUCGCCAUGAGAACCGCAGCUGGAAGCACACCAAAUUAAAAAUAAAUAAAAAACAAAACUAAAAUAGGAAGCAGCUUCUGCAGAGACACUCAUCAGAUGUGGCAAACGAAGGACAGACAUGCAGAUGGACGAUCGCCAGGAGCUCUGAAAACAAGUAGCUGUGACAACCAUUUAUGGGUUGCCAUGACAAAGACAGAAAAACAACUGAAGCCGCAGAUGGUUUAUUGCAACACUACAGAAACAGCAGCCGCUCUGGGCUAGAACCAAGCAAACAAAAAUAUAUAAAGACAAUCCACCCACACCCUGAAACAUACAUGUCAACUGAUGCAGCAGAAGAUUUUAUUUUUCUUCUUUUUCCAAUCAGCAGGUUUUGUAAAGUUUACCAAAUGAUUGUCACAUGACUGUCAGUUUUGUAAGCCAAUGAUUUAUAAUUAAAAAUUUUAAUCUGC
This is a messenger RNA of Melanotaenia boesemani (Boeseman's rainbowfish), 1681 nucleotides long. It is a transcript of the gene crls1, whose product is annotated as cardiolipin synthase 1. Gene Ontology annotation, biological process: cardiolipin biosynthetic process. Gene Ontology annotation, molecular function: cardiolipin synthase activity. The coding region runs from base 199 to 1242 and encodes 347 amino acids. Gene Ontology annotation, cellular component: mitochondrion; membrane. The transcript is spliced from 7 exons. The record is from RefSeq and is a predicted model, not a curated record. Lineage: Eukaryota; Metazoa; Chordata; Actinopteri; Atheriniformes; Melanotaeniidae.